This is a messenger RNA of Urocitellus parryii (Arctic ground squirrel), 2066 nucleotides long. It is a transcript of the gene Far2, whose product is annotated as fatty acyl-CoA reductase 2. Gene Ontology annotation, biological process: long-chain fatty-acyl-CoA metabolic process. NCBI's taxonomy places the organism in Eukaryota, Metazoa, Chordata, Mammalia, Rodentia, Sciuridae. The record is from RefSeq and is a predicted model, not a curated record. Gene Ontology annotation, cellular component: peroxisome. Gene Ontology annotation, molecular function: alcohol-forming very long-chain fatty acyl-CoA reductase (NADP+) activity.
GGAAGGUCGAGGGAGGGUGGUUUCCUCCCGCCCCACACCCAGUCUCCGAGCCGGAUAUAUACAGUGUCACGUUUGGGAGCCGAAAGACCAGAGCAGUUUCCUUGUGGCUGGAGUACUUCCCGUGGCCUCGGGGAAGGACCGGGAUUUAGCGGACCACUAGUUGAAACCCACCCCCGUGCUGGAGGAGCAGGAACCCCUUUUCAGUGUUCUAAAAGAGAAAAAGAGGAAUCAUGUCCAUGAUUGCAGCUUUCUAUGACAACAAGUCCAUCCUCAUCACCGGGGCCACAGGCUUCCUGGGCAAAGUGCUCAUGGAGAAGCUGUUCCGAACCAGCCCUGACCUGAAAGUCAUCUACAUCCUUGUGAGACCCAAGGCUGGCCAAACCCUGCAGCAAAGGGUUUUCCAGAUCCUCAACAGUAAGCUAUUUGAGAAAGUCAAAGAAGUUUGUCCAAAAGUGCAUGAGAAGAUUAAACCUAUUUAUGCAGAUCUCAUUCAGAAGGACUUAGCCAUCAGCAAAGAGGACAUGAAGGAACUCCUGUCCUCUGUCAAUAUCAUCUUCCACUGCGCGGCCACUGUACGCUUUGACGACCCACUGAGACAUGCUGUGCAACUUAACGUCACUGCCACCCAGCAGCUCUUGCAUAUCGCCAGUCAGAUGCCAAAGCUUGAAGCCUUCAUACACAUCUCUACUGCCUAUUCCAACUGCAACCUGAAGCACAUCGACGAAGUCAUCUAUCCAUGCUCCGUGGAGCCAAAAAAAAUCAUCCAAUCCAUGGAGUGGUUAGAUGAUGCUAUCAUUGAUGAGAUCACUCCCAAGCUGAUUGCCGGUCGGCCUAAUACUUACACCUACACCAAGGCCUUGGGAGAGAUGGUAGUGCAGGAAGAGGGCAGCAACCUGAACGUGGCCAUCAUCCGGCCCUCCAUCGUGGGAGCCACCUGGCAGGAGCCUUUCCCAGGCUGGGUUGAUAACCUAAAUGGACCUAGUGGACUCAUUGUUGCGACUGGAAAAGGAUUUCUUCGUUCCAUGAAAGCUACCCCAAUGGCUGUGGCAGAUUUAAUUCCAGUUGAUACAGUUGUCAAUCUCACCUUAGCGGUAGGAUGGUACACUGCAGUUCACAGACCUAAGCCAACCUUAAUCUACCACUGUACAUCGGGAACUACCAAUCCCUGUAAUUGGGGCAAAAUGGGAUYACAAGUCUUGGCAACUUUUGAAAAAGUCCCAUUUGAGAGAGCAUUCAGGAGGCCACAUGCUGACUUCACAACCAACUACUUCACAGCCUCCUGCUGGAAUGCGGUCAGCCACCGGGCCCCUGCCAUCAUCUAUGACUUCUAUCUGCGACUCACUGGAAGGGAGCCCAGGAUGACAAAGCUCAUGAAUCGGCUUUUAAGAACUGUUUCCAUGCUGGAGUACUUCGUCAACCGGAGUUGGGAAUGGAGCACAUACAAUACAGAAAUGCUGAUGUCAGAGCUGAGUCCUGAGGACCAGAGAGUAUUCAACUUUGAUGUGAGCCAGUUGAACUGGCUAGAAUACAUUGAAAAUUAUGUUUUGGGAAUUAAGAAAUACAUAUUGAAAGAGGAUAUGGCUGGGAUCCCAGAAGCGAAGCAACACUUAAAAAGGCUCCGAAAUAUUCACUACCUCUUUAAUACUGCCCUCUUUCUUAUCAUCUGGUGCCUUCUCAUUGCAAGAUCUCAAAUGGCUCGGAAUAUGUGGUUCUUCAUUGUGAGCUUCUGUUAUAAGUUCCUCUCCUACUUUAGGGCAUCCAGAACGCUAAAGAUCUAAGAACAUUCAACAUUCACCUUUUAUCUGGAACCUCUCGGAUACCUCUCAAAACAGUAAACUGUGGUUCUCAAGAUUAGGAAGUAACAAGGAACAUGUCCAAGCUGACAUAUGUCAAAUAUGCUGUUACGUAUUCAUCACUAUUUCUUAACUGUCUAUUUUUAUUUCCAUGAAAGGAGGAAAGUCACAAACUAGACUAUAGCCAUACAUAUUUUAGGAAAAAAUUACUUCCAGAUUAUUUCCUAACACUCUAGUCUAGGCUCUUGCAUACUCAAUGUGAAAAUGCUCCCA